Molecule: messenger RNA, 1410 nt
Organism: Angiostrongylus costaricensis
Lineage: Eukaryota; Metazoa; Nematoda; Chromadorea; Rhabditida; Metastrongylidae
Source: the annotation of a GenBank genome assembly
AUGUUCGUCGCCAUCAAAUUGCCGUCAUUUGUUGACAAGUGGCGUGGUCGUGGCUUCGCGUACUUCGAUUCCUCUCAGACCGACUGGGUGCUGAGUCCAGUACCCAUCAACAGCACCUCAUCCGCAAUAGGAGCAACUCUCAGAGAGCUCUAUUUGAAGAAUGAAAAAGUAUUAAAAAUCGCUCACAACGAUGAUUGGCCUGAUACACACAAAGCGAAUGGCGGUCGUGGUCACAGCAAGGGUGUAGCUGUAGCGAAUCUCGAAGGCGGAUUUUGGCUAAUACAUAGCGUGCCGAACUUUCCUCCAAUCGGUAUUUCUUACUCAUACUUUUUAUUUCAACUUUUAAAAAUCUAUUCACUUAAUCGUCAUCACGUCAUUCCAUCCUCCGCUAUAAUUUCAACAAUAUCUUCCAUUCUUAGUUUUAUCGGUUACAAGUUCAUGAUCACAUAUGAGUUCCAGCGUAGAAAAAAAGUUUUAACAGCAAAAUAUGGCUAUCCGGAAAGCGGCACGAAAUUUGCACAGUCGCUUCUCUGCAUUUCAUUUGACGUCGAUGCACUUCCGGCAAUCAGCCAAUAUAUGCGAUACGCCCAAGUGACUCCAUUUAUCGCCAAAUUGCCACAAGCACCGUACUUUGAGGACGUUAUUCGCAAGAAAUCCCUAACUCGAUCGGAUACUAUAUUCACCUACUCUCAUACUAUUCAAACUCAGAAUGAAUGUAACAGUCUUUUCGAAGCACAAGAAAUUCAACAAAGGUUCCUGUUUUUCUACUCCGCUGCCUUUCCUUUCUCGGAACGGGAGCACAAAUGUUAUUUCGUAGAUCUUUGGCACGACCUUAUUGCACCCAGUCUCAGAACACCACUUGGUGUCGAAACGUGGAGAAAUGGAGCUGCACAGGAUGUUGGAACACAAUGUGGUGACGGCGCAAAUGUUGGCUUCUCCAGAGUUUCAGAAUUUUUAAACAUCUUAUCGUCGCAUGCAGUGUAUGACGUUACUGAGGUUCAGCUACCUUCAGCAAAAUUUAGCAGCAGUAGCGAUCAUUCUAAAUGGGGUGUAUCAAUGAGAGAGUCGUCGCCGGUCGUAUGCAUUGGUGACGUUAACAGACAGGUAAAGAUUGUCUUUUUGCCUUCCGUUUUCCUUAACAAAGCCACUAAGAUUAUGCGACUCAUUACCAUCACUAUUACCCUUAACAAUCUGUACCUACAAUGCGCGUACACUUGCAUCCGAGUCUUCGAUGGAAGACUUGCUCAUAUAAGCAAAAAGGACAAGGUACGACGUUCUCUUCCUGGCCGAGACGAGAUGAUGUCACUUUCAACGCCGUCUAUGACAUCAAGGAAGAACUGUUCCUCGGAAUAUGCGACAGUAGAGGAGUCGUCCGCGCCGGCUUUCUCUUCAACACGAGUUUGUCCAUGA